Messenger RNA from Cariama cristata (Red-legged seriema), 1574 nucleotides. RefSeq names its product protein Dok-7-like. The transcript has 8 exons. The annotation marks the transcript as partial. The record is from RefSeq and is a predicted model, not a curated record. Gene Ontology annotation, biological process: positive regulation of protein tyrosine kinase activity; neuromuscular junction development. Gene Ontology annotation, molecular function: protein kinase binding. Lineage: Eukaryota; Metazoa; Chordata; Aves; Cariamiformes; Cariamidae.
GGGCUGGUGUUUUUUUCCUUUCUUGUGCUGAAGGAGAGCAGAUCAGCUUUCUGUUCGACUGUAUCGUCCGUGGCAUCUCCCCGACGAAAGGCCCCUUUGGUUUGCGUCCAGUCCUACCAGAUCCAAGUACAAAUCCAGCCUAUUCAGAAGAAAGAUUGGCUCAUGAAGCUUUGCAAUUAGAAAAGCGCUUGAGCUUGUUGUCCCAUACAAGUCGCCAGGGCAGUGGAGGAGAUGACAGAAGUCUUUCCAGCUCGUCUUCAGAUACCAGCCAUUCAGAUGUUAGUGUUGGGAGCAGAUUGACAAUUUGGCCUGAACAGUCUUCAGCUAGCACCUCUCAAGAGAGUCACGGACUGGCAGCUGCAAAGGGCAUUCAUCUUGGGGAAGAAAAGACCCUUCCAGAAGGGGCACGCGGCACCACUAAACCACCUCCAAAGCCCCUCCGAUCCAGACAGCUACAGGAAAUAGGUCGUCAGAGUUCUUCUGACAGUGGAAUAGCUACUGGUAGUCACUCUUCUUACUCUGGAAGCUUCUCUUCCUAUGCUGGCAGCUUGGACAUUUGCCAUGGUGAUGAAUUUGGAUCAUUGCUAAGCUUGCCAUUGAACUUUCCUUCGGAUCAGAAUUUAUGUACUUGUCCUCACAGUGAGCCCCAGAGAGGUGCGGGAUCAGAGUAUCAGGUUCCCAGCUCUCUCAGACAUAUUUAUGAUAUACCCAGGAGUUUGUUACAGGCAGCUUCUAAAGAUGUGCAACCGAAGAGUGCAGAUUCCACGCUACCCAAGGACCAGGCCCUGUCACCUCAAGGUGCUAGUGACCCAAAACUGCUGCUACCACACUUGGAAGCACGGAGGGUACCUGAGCACAGCCAGGACAGAGGGAGGCCUUCAUCCUUACCCGCAGAAAGCAGCAAGGACUCAAGUGAUGAGACAUAUGUGGAUUUUAUUUCGAGGUGGUCAGACACAAAAGCACAAGGACAGGUAUCAGACUCCAAAAGUGGUGAGUUGUCACCACCUAGUGGGGCCUCAGCUGACCCCUAUGACACAUAUAGACCCCACCUUGGGAUGACAAGAGCUCUUUUUUCAGCUUGUCCAAUCUGUGGUGGACUAAAGGGAACAGCAAUAUUACAGUCUGGAGUCUUACCAGCUAUACCAGGUGGUGCUUCUGUCAUGACAGCUUCUGGGUCUUUGAAAGUGCAUAGAGGGCACAGUCUCCAAGCUGGUCCUAAAGGUGGUUAUGAGAUGCUAACACUUCCUGUAGAACCUGGAACUCCUACUAGCCCUGAGGAACCUGAAGGGGCAGUAGGUUAUUCAGCUGAUGUCCCUACAACAGAUCGACCCCAAAGUGAAACAGCCACCUAUGUUAAUAUUCCUGUCAGCCCUACUUCCAAAAAACAGCUUCAUUACAUGGAACUGGAACUUCAAGAAACUAGCACAAGCAUAAGAGGGAGUGGAUCAUCCCGAUAUGCACAAAUUGACAUUGCAGCCACCGAGACAGCCCACAAAGUGGGAACACAGCAUGCUCAGUGCCGGGAGGAACGCUUGCAGGAGCUAGAGCAGAAGAAGAAAGGGGCUCAGCAGUGA